This is a messenger RNA of Daucus carota subsp. sativus, 2344 nucleotides long. RefSeq names its product zinc finger protein CONSTANS-LIKE 13. The coding region runs from base 743 to 1882 and encodes 379 amino acids. Gene Ontology annotation, molecular function: zinc ion binding; protein binding. NCBI's taxonomy places the organism in Eukaryota, Viridiplantae, Streptophyta, Magnoliopsida, Apiales, Apiaceae. The transcript is spliced from 7 exons. The record is from RefSeq and is a predicted model, not a curated record.
CUUGUUGUCUUUUCCGGUAAUAACCCUAAACUACUCGCAAGUCACAAUUCGAAGAUCCCAAGCAUCAAAAAUGGCACUUCUCGAAGAAGAUUUGUUCACCUGUCUCAUGCAGUACUUGCGUAUUUUCCUCGUGCUCUUGUAAUGGCAAAUAGUUCUGCAAUGCCCAUGAUUUUCAACGGGAAAUAUAGUUACAACAUAACAACAGUGUGGGUGUUUUCAGCAAAGGCUGAUUGCUAGAGAUUUUUCCCGGUCGAGUAAUUUAAAGUUGGACGCACUAGGGAAUGGUAGUAUUGUUAUUGACAGGGUACUGUAUUUUGUUUGUGGAGCUGUUUUCUGAAACGAAAACAUUAUUACCAAACAAUUAUCUGAUUUUUGCAACUAGAUCACUUUUUGACCAGACAACAACAGUGAACACUAAGACCUCUAAUCCCAAACAGACCUCUGUGGUUAUUCGAUUUAUGUAAUGAUCUUUGUGCACUAGUUGCAGUCCCCAAAUCUGGAUUUGGUCCCAGAAAAGUUUUCUGGAAACCAGCUGGUCGAUGGAACUUACUUUUGUGACUUCUUGUAUCACCAUGAGAAGAAACAGUAAAUAUCACGAUGGACUUCAAAAGAAGGAUGUUCGUGCAACUAUCAAAUACACAUACACACUUUUGCACACCUCUUUCAUAAUUUGAUAUUGGAAAUUAAAUGCGACUUCUCAGCUAUGUGGGUCCACUGUGCUCAAAAGUGAUAAGAAAUAGAGAUGACUAGUUGUUCACAAGUUCGGGAUGGGAAAAUUCAAGAAAAUAGUAGCAAUAAAGAAAAACCAAGUCUUUGUGAUUUCUGUGGAGAUUCAGUAGCAGUUUUGUAUUGCAAAGCUGAUUCAGCUAAGCUUUGUUUGACGUGUGAUAGGGAAGUUCACUCGACGAAUCAGCUUUUUACUAAGCACACCAGAUCAGUGCUAUGUGAUGAGUGUGAGUCUUCGCCUUCUUCCAUUUUUUGCUCUACUCAUUGUUUUGUUCUUUGCCAGAACUGUGAUUGGGAAAGUCACAGGAUUUCAGAGUCAAGUAAUCAUGACAGAAGGCCUCUUGAAGGGUUUAACGGGUGUCCCUCUGUGGUUGAGUUUUUGGCUAAUUUUGGGUUUGAUGAUUUGGGGAAGAAGAAGAGUAAGAGAAGUGAGGGGGUUCAGGAGUCUGAGAAUUUUGGGUUUUCUGAUUAUUUGGUUUGGGAAACUCCUUCUGUUAUUAGUCUUGAUGAUUUGAUUUCUUCAGAUGGCUCUGACCAUAAUUUUCAGGUUACGGGGUUUCCCCCUUUGCCUAAGAACCGAAAUACUGUUUGUGGACAACGCAAAGAAGAGAUACUUUGCCAGCUACGUGAAUUGGCAAAGUUGGAACCAGGCAUUGACCAAAAUAAACAGGAUGUAGAGCCCUCUCCUGGGUUUCAGUCCCUGUUGCCUUACGAUGACUUCCAACAUCAAAAUUUAAACUUUGAGAGCAAGACAGAACCAACCUUCUUUGCCACUUACGAGGGAAGUACUUUCCAGUGGUGCAAUGAUAUUGGCAAGGAUCCAGAAAAAAUUCUUCCUAAUGCUUCAUCUCAGAGCUACUUUAACACAGACUAUCAAGUUCCUGCUAAGGAUCCAGAUAUUGAUCCUAAGCUACAUCACAUAGACAACAAGAAUGAGACGCCAGCACAAAAUAUUGUUGUUGCUAAUGCCUCACAAAUCUUUCCCAAAGUUGCUCCGCAUGAAUUUUGCAGCCAGCAUCGAGACAUUGCAAUCACACGGUACAAGGAGAAGAGAAAAUCAAGGAGGUACGAAAAACACAUAAGGUAUGAAUCCCGGAAGGUUCGUGCAGAAACUAGAGCUAGAGUCAAGGGUCGCUUUGCAAAGAUAGAUCGCUGAACUGUUUUGUGCAGAAAUAUUCUUAAGACAAUUAUUUGUCUGGUAUUUCACCACUUCUUUUUGGGACUAGGUUUGCGUAAGCACUUCAGAUCAUAUUGGUUAAACAACGUGAGAGAGUUCUGUUUCUUCAGCCUUGGUUCAGGAAGGUUUUCUUAUAUUUUAUUGAAAUAUAUGUAGUGAAAUAUGUUAUUUUCUUCUAAUCAAUAAUUGUCAUACUACUGAAACCUAAAAUUAUUCAGUUUCAGAAAUGAGAGUGAGUUUAUAAUCCCCAUAGACCAUAGUACAAGAAUGCUAGCUACUCACUUCUCAGCAGUACUGAAGCAGCAGGCUGGGAUUCUGCUUUACCCCGGUUUUGGAAGGACUCUCCAUUCCGUUUCUUGUAUGAUUUUAAGAAUGAAUACUCCAUUCUCUUUCUUUAUCAUUUUCCUUACAAUCUUUAUCAUAAAAAAUUUGGACUCGAUU